Molecule: messenger RNA, 870 nt
Organism: Episyrphus balteatus (marmalade hoverfly)
Lineage: Eukaryota; Metazoa; Arthropoda; Insecta; Diptera; Syrphidae
Product: luciferin sulfotransferase-like
Exons: 5
Coding region: 1-870 (289 amino acids)
Biological process (GO): sulfation
Cellular component (GO): cytoplasm
Molecular function (GO): sulfotransferase activity
Source: RefSeq, a predicted model, not a curated record
AUGGUAAAUCCAUUUACAAAUGGAGGAUCUGGUUUAAUUAGCAUUUUACCCUUAGAUAAUAUUCCUGUUGAUAUUCCAAAUUCAUGGAAAUACAAGCCAACUUGUAUGCCAGUUGAGUACAAAAGUCGAGCGGAGGCUUUUGCUAAUUUCAAAGUUCGCAAAGACGAUAUCUGGAUCGUAACAUAUCCAAAAUGUGGAACUACAUGGACACAAGAAAUGACAUGGAUGUUAAUGAACGAUUUGAAUUUUGAUGAAGCCAAAUCAGUGGACAUAACACAAAGAAGCAUUUAUUUUGAACUUGAAGGUAUGAUUCCGACAGACGAAUGGAAGCACUUUGAUUUAUUGAAUGAGCAAAAAUCCCCAAGAGUAAUAAAGUCCCAUUUGCCAAUUAGUUUACUCCCCAGGGACAUCUGGCGGAAAAAGUGCAAAAAUUCUAACGACAAUAUGAUUUAUUCAUCCUAUUGGAAUCAUGUUCUUGACUUUUGGUUAAUUCGAGGGCAACCAAAUAUUCUCUUUUUAACUUUUGAAGACAUGAAAAAGGAUUUAAGGACAGUUCUAGAAAUAACAUCAGAAUUUGUGAAAAAGGAUUACACAGAAAAACAAAUUUGUUCACUGAUGGAACAUUUGUCAUUUGAUAAUAUGAAAAAAAAUCCAACAUGUAACAAUCAAGGUUUGGUAAAGGCUUUAUAUUCCGUUAGAGACUUUGAAUACAAUGAAAAAUCAUCAUUUCAAUUCAUGAGAAAAGGAAAAGUUGGAGGAUAUAAGGAAGAAAUGUCAUCUAGUUUUAUAGAAAGGAUAAAUUCAAAGACCAAAGAAUUGUUUCAACCAUAUGGUCUUAAUUUAUAUUAUAGUGAUUCAUACAAAAUAUAA